Messenger RNA from Cuculus canorus (common cuckoo), 2956 nucleotides. It is a transcript of the gene UCN3, whose product is annotated as urocortin 3. Gene Ontology annotation, molecular function: hormone activity; corticotropin-releasing hormone receptor 2 binding. Gene Ontology annotation, cellular component: extracellular region. Bases 2215 to 2685 code for a protein of 156 amino acids. The record is from RefSeq and is a predicted model, not a curated record. Lineage: Eukaryota; Metazoa; Chordata; Aves; Cuculiformes; Cuculidae. The transcript has 3 exons. Gene Ontology annotation, biological process: digestion; cellular response to nutrient levels; adenylate cyclase-activating G protein-coupled receptor signaling pathway.
GUGGGCGACGUGUUGGAAAUAGCUCUCAUCUAUCAAUGCUUCCUCACCACAGAGUAUGAGCUCAAGGGUUUCAUCAGCUGCGGGGACCACGCAGCCCUUAAAGAAAGCUCGUCCUUCUGCGAUAAAUGAGCCCACAAACAUUUGCCAGAGGGAAAGGAGAGAGGUCUGUGGGCCAGAUGGUGAUUCCCCUCUUUCUUGGAAGAAGUCCCUUUAAUGGCAUUCCCCACCCAGUACUUUACAUUGAAGUCUGCAAGUGGAUUUGCUUGGCCAAAAAUAUGACCUAAGGUUCCAAAGAUUUUGAUAACCAAACUGUCUUCCAUGUCUCAGUGAAGGAGUGGAAUGAAAACAUUGGUCCAGGAAGUGAAAGCUUCAAAUGAAGAUGAAGAGUUGCUGGAGCUAUGGAUCCUGAUGUGUCUCAGUUGACAGAUGGCGGUGAUUAAUGGCUCAGCCCAGGACUGAAGCAAAGAGGAGCUCUCAUGGUUACUGGUCACUGCCUCUCAGACAACAGACACCACGUUCAGGGAAUCAGUGAAAAGCUCAAAGAUGCUCAGCCAAGAGUAUGCACACUUAUGGCUCCUCUUCUCCAAAGGAGCAGCUGUGACCAUCUUUGAUGUGUGGUCCAGGAGCAAGAACAUCUCUCUAUUCUAACCUGGAGUCCAUCCAGGGUCCCUGUUGGCUGCUGCGAACUUUCAUGGGGUUGCUCAGAGGAUUUUCCCCACUUCUGGUAGAAUUGGUCCCUUCCCAGUGAUAACGACACUCCUCCAGGCCUUUGCUAGAAGAAGGUGGCAAUAAGCAGACAGGGCUGAGCAGAGUCCUGGGACCACCAGGAGCCCCCAGCCUAGCUGUGACUCUGUGGUGGGCACUGGAAGGACCUUCCACCAGAAUCUUGAUUCUUUUGGCUGUGUCAGCACAUGAUUACAUGGAUCAACCCCUGUUUCCAAGAGGGAUAUCUCCAUCCCCAUCCUCUUCAUAGCACAAUGUGCUUUUGCUUGCAAACCAGUGCUGGGGGCAUCACAGGAGACUUCUCUGACCACACAGGGACCGAAGUGGUCCUGGGACCCCAAACUGGGGAGGUAACCUUCUUGUGUGCUUGCAAACUGAGUUAAUUCCACUGGACUUCAGUUCCUUUGGGGGCUGUCAGGGGGUCUUUUUUCAAGACACACAUUAUCCCUACCUCCAUGCUGCACCUCAGACUUUGGUACCACACCCUGGAAGAACUCUGGCAAAAUUUCAGUAUUCCACAGGUUUCCCUCUCUGGACAGGAGGACAAAAGGCACCAGAGAUGAGGAACCAAGCAGAGGGCAAAGCAGUGAGUUGGGCAAGGCUGCACCUACUGCAGAUGGGGGUUAUGAGCACUAUCUUAGGGCAAAACCCUGCCGAGAAUCAUAGGAUGGGUUGGGUUGGAAGGAACCUUAAACAUCAUCCAGUUCCAACCCCCCUGCUACGGGCAGGGACACCUUCCACUGAUCAGGUUGCUUAUAGCUUCAUCCAGGUCCUGAACAUCUCCAGGGAUGAGGUAAAGGUGCUGCACCAGCCCCACUCUUCAAAUAGAAACACAUUAAUUGGGAUAACGCUGUUAAUUAACUCUGAAAAGCCCAACAGGCAUCCUUAGGAAGCAUAAAUGUCUUUGCAUUUAAAAGAUCCUUGCACCAAGUGCCUGACUACCUGCAGGAAUGGGGGGAAAGUGUGUCUGUGUCAUCCUGCAAAGUCCCAGUGUUGGCGACAACCCCGUUUUCAGGUGGUUCUCACCAGGCUGUUUGGUUCAGGUGUCUUUCCAUCCCCCUCCACCUUUUUUUCCUUCUGAAUGGGGAGAGGCACAACAGCCCCAUGACGUUGCCAGCUCCCUCUGAUUUCAUUUUAAUGAAAUCAUGCCCAAAUGAAGGCUCCACGUCUGGAGUUACGACUCAAACCCCGUGAUCUCUCAUUUUUAUAUAUACACAAGGGAGGGGAAAAGCGUUUCCAUAGAGAGAAAAACUAUCGCAGCCCUCUUAAUAACAAUAAAAGAAAAGCGAGGGUGCAGAAGUUCAGGGGAACGCGCCUGAUGCUUCUCUCCGCGGAGUGAGACUGCAGCAACCCCUUCCCAUCCCGACCACCGAGGACAACCAGUAGGUGUGCCAGCUCUGCAAGAGCUUUUGGAGAUCUUUCUAUUCUCCAUCCAGCAGCCUGAGGUCAUCCCAGGAGAGCAGGAGCUGCAGACAGGGGCAGGCCACCGCAAUGCCCCACACCAGGCUGCUGCUCCUCCUCAUCCUCCUCUGCGCUGCUGAGACCAGCCAGGCUCUCCGCCUCUAUAACUCUGCCUCCAUCUUCAGCUGCCUCAACGCAGCCCUCGCUGAAGCCCAGAAGAGCCAGCCAGAGGGAAACGCUAUCUUGGAAAGGCGCAGCUUUGACUCUCCAUUGCCAGAGAUGGUGUCUGAGGAGGAGGAGGGGGAGGACGUGGUGGAUGAAGAGAUGGGGAAAAGGACAUUCCCAGGGGAAGGCCAUUACAAAUAUGUCUCGCAAGCACAAGUGAAGGGGAAGACAUAUCAAAACCGGGCCAAGAGUGACCGCCGCACCAAGGUGACCCUCUCCCUUGAUGUCCCCACCAACAUCAUGAACAUCCUUUUCAACAUCGCCAAAGCCAAGAACUUGAGGGCGAAGGCUGCUGCCAAUGCGCACCUCAUGGCCCAAAUCGGGCGGCGGAAGUGACCCUCCACGGGGCAGGGGAGACUCGGAGCAGGACUGGCUGUGUGAGGCCACCACCCAGCCCUGACCUGCUGGCCAGAGGGGACUGACAGCCGUGUAUGAUAUCAGUGUUGUAUAUUUUUGACCCAUAGAGUUACCUAUCUUUCAUAUCUCCUCUUCCUCCUUCUCUCCUUCACGAUCUUCUCUAUCCCUCCUCCUUGACAUUUCCAUGCGUGGAGAAGAAGUGCAUGUCCACAGCAGGGCAAGGGGACGUGUCACCUUGGGAAGGCCCCUA